Molecule: messenger RNA, 1842 nt
Organism: Telopea speciosissima
Lineage: Eukaryota; Viridiplantae; Streptophyta; Magnoliopsida; Proteales; Proteaceae
Product: disease resistance protein RUN1-like
Exons: 3
Coding region: 4-1842 (612 amino acids)
Biological process (GO): signal transduction; defense response
Molecular function (GO): ADP binding
Source: RefSeq, a predicted model, not a curated record
UCCAUGGCUGCCGAGAUAACCUACGGCUCCCGUCGGUGGAUGUAUGAUGUCUUUCUGAGUUUUUGCGGUCAGGACACACGCCUGAACUUCACCGAUCACCUCUUUCAAGAGUUGGUACGGGAUGGGAUUCACACCUUUAGAGACGACGAAGAGCUAAACAGAGGAGAGGAUAUCAAAUCAGAACUGAUGGCAGCCAUCGAGGUUUCUAGGAUUGCAAUUAUCGUCUUCUCUGAGAAUUAUGCUUCUUCCACCUGGUGCCUUGAUGAGCUGGUGAGGAUCAUCCAGUGCAAUAAAGAUGGCAGAAUGGAAAAGAUUCUGCCUGUUUUCUACAAGUUGGAUCCAUCGGAUGUGAGGAAGCAGAGUAAACGUUAUGCAGAUGCAUUUACGAAACACGAAGAGCGUUUCAAGGAUGAAAUGGGGAAGGUGGAGACAUGGAGGGCUGCUCUUACUGAAGCUGCGAAUUUGUCUGGGUGGGAUCAAGAAAAGAUUGCAAAUGGGCAUGAGGCUGAGCUUACAAAGAAAAUUGUUGAACAAGUGUUGAGAAUAGUGAACAGGACACGCUUGCAUGUUGCGGAACAUCCAAUUGGGUUAGAUUCCCACAUUGAUCGCUUACAUGGUUUGCUAAAUGAUGGCAGAUUGGAUGUUGUUCGCAUCAUAGGGAUAUAUGGCCCAGGUGGAAUAGGUAAGACAACUAUAGCGAAGGCCGUUUUUAACGCUAUGUUUGAAAAUUUUGAUGGUUGCAGCUUUCUUAAGAAUGUUACAGAGGUUUCAAGACAAUAUGAGGGUUUAGUGCGUUUACAAAAGCAACUUCUCUCUAAUGUCUUGAAGAGGAAAGACAUAGACAUAGAGGAUGAGGACCAAGGAAUCAGUAUUAUCAGAGCCCGUUUUUGCCGUAAAAGAGUUCUUAUUGUUCUUGACGACAUGAAGGAAAUGGAACAAUUCUAUAAAUUGGUUGGAAAGUGUGAUUCGUUUGAUUCAGGAAGUCGAAUCAUCAUAACAACUAGAGAUAAACACUUUCUUCAAAAGUUGAAUGUGGAUGAAAAAUAUAAAUAUAGAGUCAAUACAAUGGAUCGAAAAGAAUCCCUUCAACUUUUCAGUUGCCAUGCCUUUAAUGGACAAAACCAUCCAUUAAAAGGCUUUGAGAAGCUCUCAAAUAAAGUAGUACAUUAUGCAGGAGGUUUUCCAUUAGCUCUUGAGGUUUUGGGUUGUCAUCUAUGCAAAAGAAGAAAAGUUGAGUGGAAAAAUGAAUUGAUGAAAUUAAAAAAGAUACCCAAUGGCAAGAUUCAAAAAAUACUUCAAAUAAGUUUUGAUGCAUUAGAUGCCGACAACAAAGCCAUAUUCCUUGAUUUAUCAUGCUUUUUCGUUGGCAGGGACAAAAAUUUUAUUUUUAGGAUUCUAGAUGCUUGUGUUCUAGAUGGAGAAGCUGGAAUUAAACGUGGGUUAGCUGGAAUUAAACUUCUUAGAGAGAGGUCUCUGGUAACAGUUGAUGAAAAUAACAGACUACACAUGCAUGAUUUGAUUCGAGAAAUGGGAAGAGAAAUUGUUCGCAAAGAAUCUCCUAGGAAGCCUGGAGAACGUAGUAGAGUGUGGAACAGCGAUGAAGCCAUUGAUGUAAUGAGAAACCUCACUGGAACUGAUGCAGUUGAAGGCCUUCGAUUAAACUUGUCUCAAUACAAUGUGGAAGAGUCCGGCCCGUUGACCACUAAAGGAUUUUCAAAAAUGCCUAAUUUAAGAGUUCUCUUAGGUGGUGGGUCAAGAACCCAAAUCAAUUCAAAUGUAUCUCAUGAACAACACUCUCUUCAGAUGCAGGAGGGGGAUUUUUGGUUUAAAAAACUUAGAUAG